AUGACCACUAUUGCAAACAUCAACCAGGACGCAGGUCUGCAGAGAUGUCCGUCCGUGUGGCAGCAGGAGUCGUCGGGGUACUCCCCCUGCGUGGAGAUCGACUCCAGCUCUGUGAGGUGCAAAGACAGGCACACCUUUCCGGCCUGGCUGAAGCAGGAACAAGAAGACCUCAGCACCACCAAGUGGGAGAACUUCCAAACAGCGGCCCCGGCUGACGCUGUUCAGGACAACACACCCAGCAGUGCCAUGUCAGCUGGCUCACAUGUAGAGAGCAUGCCCCCGCGGGUGCUGCUGACCAUCACCAAGCUGCAGUGCAUGCUGGAGAACAAACAGGAGCGCAUCGCUGCGCUGGAGAGACAGGUGGAGGACCUGAUGCAGGACCGCAAGUUCCUCAGAAGCCAGAUUGAAAACCUCACGAGUAACCGCUCCAUGCCCACCUUUGCAUCACCCAGUCCGCUCCCUGAAGCUCCUAGACACAGUAAAGUGCACCACUCGGAAAACAAAUCUCGGAAGAAGGAAAGAGUUUCCUCCUGUUCCUCUGAGAGCAGCGACAGCGGCUCUGAAUCCUCAGAAUCAUCAGAAUUUUCUGCAGCCUCAAGUGAUCACAGAAGGAAAAAACACCACAAAGACAAGAAAAGAUCAAAGAGAGCGAAGGACUACAGCAGGAAGAGGGCCACCGGUGUCCAGUACGUCAUCCACCGCUACAAACAAGUCCUGUCAUCCUUCAUCAAGAAGAAAAGCAUGAGCGAAGCCUUCCGUCACCUCGGAAUCGACCGGAACACCAUCGCCAACACCGCGUCUAUCGCUGAGCUCCACCUAGCCGGCAAAGACAUGGUCCCUCUUGUGGGCAUGUUCCGCCAGGGAGAAGAGACUCUGGUCAACUACGCCCAAAGGUGCACCUUGGUCAUUGACAGUGACGCUGACCUGUCCCGGAGAAUAGACAUUAUGAAAACCAAUGGAGAGCUUCUGCCCAUCUCGGGGAAAAGGCCCAGGGGGUUGCAUUCUCACCUGCAGCAGCUAGGGGGUGCUGCAGAGAGCAUUUUAAUAGGUUGAUGGUUUUUUGUGAAACAUUAUGCCUUCAGAGUUUACAUUUUUUGUAUGAUUUUCCACUAAUCAGAAAGGUGUGUGUAGCAUUUUUUUUAAAGUGUAUUCACAUCUUAAAGAUAAUUUUUUUUACAUUAUUUUCCGUAUAUUCGGAAUCACAUUCACACAUUUAAGAUGUUUCUUUUUUUACAUAAAGAAUACAUACAGCUGAUAUAUAGCUGCUGUCACAUACGUUUUCCUUUUUUUAUUUAUCAGCAGGUGAAACGGUGUAGUGUUAGAAACAGCCACAAGAUGGCAGUGCUCGCAUAUCAGGAAAAUCAUUCAUCCUGUCAUUUACUUCCAAAAUGGUGGAUAGUUAAUUUCCAUUUCCCAGCACCUUAAUCGUGUUGGAGGUGCUACUUUGUGUUCAUAGACUUUGUUUGCCCUGCAAGUCAUUUGCUGUCGCUAUUUAAAAAACGACAUUUGUUGCAAAGUGUGUCAAUGUUCCUGAACUGCCAAUACAUGAAAAUGAAAACAGUA
Messenger RNA from Eleginops maclovinus (Patagonian blennie), 1563 nucleotides. Its product is annotated as coiled-coil domain-containing protein 106-like. The transcript has 5 exons. Gene Ontology annotation, cellular component: nucleoplasm. Bases 1 to 1053 code for a protein of 350 amino acids. The record is from RefSeq and is a predicted model, not a curated record. NCBI's taxonomy places the organism in Eukaryota, Metazoa, Chordata, Actinopteri, Perciformes, Eleginopidae.